This is a messenger RNA of Manacus vitellinus (golden-collared manakin), 1457 nucleotides long. It is a transcript of the gene MRPL1, whose product is annotated as mitochondrial ribosomal protein L1. The record is from RefSeq and is a predicted model, not a curated record. The transcript has 11 exons. NCBI's taxonomy places the organism in Eukaryota, Metazoa, Chordata, Aves, Passeriformes, Pipridae. Bases 1 to 1356 code for a protein of 451 amino acids.
AUGGCGGCGGGGCCGCUCGCCGGCUCCCCGCUCACCUGCAUGGGCGCGGCGGGGCGGCGGGGCCGGCGGGGCGGCGGGGCGGGCAGCAGCGGCAAGACAUGGCGGGCGGCGGCCGCGGGCGUGGCGGGGACGGAGCCGCGGGGCCCGGGCGGCGACGGCGCGAGCAGGAGGAGGAGGAGGAAGGAGGAGGAGGAGGCGGCGGCGGCCGGGGAGCGGAGGGUCGGAGAAGACGUGGGGCGGGCGCGGGGAGGCGGCGGGCGGUGCCGGGGCCGCGGCGGGGGGGACGGGCGGCUGGAGCGGGGAAGAGCAGCAGUUGCCUGGGCUUGUGCUGGACUCAAAAAACUCAAGGAUGCCUGGAGAGCGGGAAGUGCCUCUGUUGCACUGGCCCCGCAGCGCGGGUGGGUCCGCGCCGGGCUGGAGCAGCGCCUCGCUGCCCCCACCAUGGUGAGCGCCGCGACCGCCCGGCCCUUCGCGGCGGCAGCCAAACCUGCCAAAAAAGGUGCCCAGUGGACCAAGAAGGAGAAAGCCAAGGACAAGCCCUCCCGCCGGCGGCGGCCGCUGAUGACCAAGCCCGUGGACGACGUGUACCUGACGUGGCUCUACCGGCGCCCCUUCUACGACCUGGAGCAGGCCGUGGGCAUGCUGAAGAAGUUCCAGCAGCUGGACUUCACUCACCCCAAGCAGUUUGUCUAUAUCAAUGUGUUCCUGGAUAUGGCCCUGAAGAAGAAAAAGCUGGAUCCUUUCUCGGGUGCCGUCGUCCUUCCCCAUCGCUUUACGGAUGAAGUGAAUAAGGUUUUGGUUUUCACAGAGAAUGAGCAAGAAGCUGAAAUAGCUCGGGAGAGUGGAGCUGAGAUCGUGGGGGGACUUGAAUUAAUGAAAUGGAUCUUGGAGGAUGAAAUCCAAGCAGAUUUCUAUGUGGCUGUUCCUGCCAUAAUACCCAAGCUAGUACCACUGAGGAACAAACUGAAACGGAAAUUCCCGAGCACCAGAAAAAAUUCCCUGGGCAGUGAUAUUCCCAAAAUGGUGCAGCUCUUCAGGGAAUGUCACGAGUACGCCGUGCAAGACGAGAGUGUAAUCAAGACAAGGAUAGCCAGGCUGGAUAUGCCUACUGAGCACAUAAUUGCCAAUCUAAAGGCAGUUAUCCAUGAUAUCUGCACCUUCAAGCCACCACCUUAUGAUCCCAUUGUGCAGAGGUUGGUGAUCAGAUCUUCAACCAGUGAAGGUUUGCAAGUGAACCUUGAUGGAAUCUUACCUCAGGUGGAGAAAGCAGAAGAAAAGAAAGAAGAAGAAGAAGAAAGAAGCGCAGACGAUGAGGAUGAAGCAGAAAAACCUGUCCAGGAACCCGCUAGUACCUGAGGUCUUUCCUUGUAGAUCUGACGAUCACGCUUGGGAAGCAAAGGGUGUCGUUCAGAUCAUGCUCUGUGGAAACAAAAAAUAAAUGGAACUCGUGAAUUUCA